Molecule: messenger RNA, 1719 nt
Organism: Macrosiphum euphorbiae (potato aphid)
Lineage: Eukaryota; Metazoa; Arthropoda; Insecta; Hemiptera; Aphididae
Source: the annotation of a GenBank genome assembly
AUGCAACAUCAACAAAUAAUACCGUUAUCCACUAGUUGGGAACCAGCAAAAUUUGAGUACACAAAAAGGUCUUAUGCCGAAAUGUUUCAAGUAUUACAAUCCUUACGCCAACAUGAGGUUUUUUGUGAUAUUAAACUAGAAACAGAUGACGGUACUAUAAUAUUUGGACAUAAAGUGGUUUUGGCAUCGGCUAGCCCAUAUUUCCAAGCAAUGUUCACACAUUUUGCAGAAAAGAAUAAAGAACUUGUAGUUAUAAGAGAAUUGGAUUCUGUCACCUUACAACUCUUAAUAGAUUUUAUUUAUUCUGGAAAAAUCAUGGUCACCGAGAAUAAUGUACAGAAUUUAUUACCAGCGGCAAAUCUUUUGCAAUUACAAGAAAUAAAGGAGGCAUGCUGCGGUUUUUUACAGACACAACUCCACUUUACAAAUUGUCUUGGUGUAAAAGAGUUAGCAGAUUUACACAGCUGUCCACAAUUAUUAACAAGUUCAGAAUUAGACGUGAUUGAGGGUGACGAAUUCCUCUCCUUAUCAUCUGAUCAAGUAGUCAAGUUGAUCUCCAGCGAUGAACUUACAGUUCCAUAUGAAGAAAAAGUAUUUGAAUGUGUUAUUCGUUGGGUAACACAUGAAUUGGAUUCUAGAAAAUGUAUGUUACCCCAAUUAAUGGAACAUGUGCGAUUACCAUUACUAUCAAAAAAUUACAUAUUAACAAAAGUAAUUGAUGAACCUCUUCUAAAUAAUGGUCUUUGUAAAAAUUAUAUCAUGGAGGCAUUAAAUUUUCAUUCACUUGGGUCAGAUCAGCUUAUCGGCUCUAUUCCAAAAAAUAUACGUACUAAACAUCGGCUUGGAGAUAAAGUUAUUUUAGUGAUUAGUGGAUCUGGGCAUUUUGAAAAUCGUACAGAAUGGUACGAUCCAAAAAUCAAUCGAUGGCAGUUUGGACCAGAAAUGACUCUUUGCCGUGUUAAAGCUGGUCUAGCUGUAUUAAAAAAUAAUUUUGUGUUUGCUAUGGGAGGGCAUAGUUGUGGAUUACCUGUCCAGACUGUAAAUGUGCUUGAUUUAUCAUCAGAACUUCCUUGUUGGAAAUCAUCCGUUGACAUGUUGGUUAAAAGAAGUAAAUUAGGAGUUGGCGUGAUAAAUAAUUGUCUUUAUGCUGUUGGCGGAUACGAUGGUGCUAAUACUUUAAAUAGUGCAGAACUUUUUGACUGCAGUACUCAAGAACAGCAUAUGGUAUCUAGUAUGUGUACAAGGAGAGCUGAUUUUGGGAUCGGAGUACUUAAUAAUCUUUUAUAUGCGGUCGGAGGUUAUGAUUAUUCAACAAGCCAGAGGUUAAACUCUGUUGAAUGUUAUCACCCCAGUCUUGAUGCAUGGAUACCUGUCGCAGAAAUGCAUGUGCGUCGAAAUGAUGUUGGUGUAGGAGUUUUAGAUGGUGUGCUGUAUGCUGUAGGUGGUGGCGAUAGAUUCGGAGCACUGAAAAGUGUUGAAGCAUACAGUCCAGCUACAGGAGUUUGGACGACUAUCGAAGACAUGAGAUUGCCUCGACAAAAUGCCGGGGUUGUGGCAUUAGAUGGUUUAUUGUAUGUCGUCGGUGGAUGGAACUUUUUAGAUGUUCAUAAUUCUGUAGAAGUGUACAACCCCAUCACUAAUACCUGGUCCAUGCUUGAAGCAUCAAUGAAUGUACCACGACGUAUAGCAUUAGCUAUUGAAAGGCCAGCUCAUUUUUAA